ACAAAGCCCUGCAGAGAACAGCCAGAUGUUCACGGGCUGAUCUCGUGGCUUCUAUUGACGCUAGGAUUAAAACUCCUAGGCUGGGAACGGCGGAACGAUUCUAUAUUAAAAAUUAUUCGAGCAAAACCCUGAUGGUGUUAGAAGGCUGCGCAGAACCUCAGUUGGGAUGCUGCAUCCUCCUUAGAGGAGCGUCCUUACAAGAACUGAUUAGGGUUAAAAAAGUAGUCAAAUUCAUGGUACUAGCAUGCUACAACUGGAAACUAGAGAAAGCAUUCCUAGGUGAUAUAGAAGCUGUAUUACCCGAACCGGGUAUGACUUUUGAUGACGAUGAAGAAGAAAUUGCAAAAGAUAACAAAGAAGGAUCAUUUUCAAUGAAUAAUGACGCUGGACCUAAUGAAAAGGAUACGAGUGUCGGUGAAUCGGACAUAAUUAAUGAUGAAGAAAAAGAUAAUAGUGACAAUAGCGAAGUGUUUAAGGAUGCUGUGUUGAGUGCCAAUGAUGCAAAGAGUAAUGAUUCGAAAGAUAAUGAUGCAAAGUGUAAUGAUUUGAAAGAUAACGAUAAGAAGGAGCCAGAUGAUCCGUUGCAGAGGACGAAGUUUGUUCGCAAAGCGGAUAGUGAGAAAAACUUUAGCUGUGGGGUUCCGAUAAGGGAUUUUAGUGAUCCGCUAAGAGCAACCCUGUCGGUGGACGAUGAUGUGUUCUUGCCGAAAGAAGAAGCUAAACUGCAGGCUGACACGCACAGCGACCGCUGGUCGACAGACGACGUAGUGUUGUCCAUGUCUCCGCACACUGUAAUCCCCGCGCCGUACCUCGAGACGGAGGCGGGGCGUCGCUGCCCGCUGCGGCGCUACUUCCCGCAGCCGCUGCUACCGCACGCCCCGCACACGCCCCGCGCGCUGCACCGCAAGAUGAGCCGCCAGCAGGACAGCGGGCCCACGCUGAAGAGACAGAGGCGGGGCGUUCUGCGGCGCUACUCCCCGCACACGCCCCGCGCGCUGCACCGCAAGAUGAGCCGCCAACAAGACAGCGGGCCCGCGCUGAAG
Molecule: messenger RNA, 1043 nt
Organism: Ostrinia furnacalis (Asian corn borer)
Lineage: Eukaryota; Metazoa; Arthropoda; Insecta; Lepidoptera; Crambidae
Product: putative 1-phosphatidylinositol 3-phosphate 5-kinase
Exons: 4
Biological process (GO): regulation of reactive oxygen species biosynthetic process; phagosome-lysosome fusion; neutrophil chemotaxis
Cellular component (GO): cytoplasmic vesicle; vesicle membrane
Molecular function (GO): 1-phosphatidylinositol-3-phosphate 5-kinase activity; 1-phosphatidylinositol-5-kinase activity
Source: RefSeq, a predicted model, not a curated record